Messenger RNA from Urocitellus parryii (Arctic ground squirrel), 451 nucleotides. Its product is annotated as eotaxin-like. Lineage: Eukaryota; Metazoa; Chordata; Mammalia; Rodentia; Sciuridae. Gene Ontology annotation, biological process: chemokine-mediated signaling pathway; inflammatory response; positive regulation of cell migration. Gene Ontology annotation, cellular component: extracellular region. The record is from RefSeq and is a predicted model, not a curated record. Gene Ontology annotation, molecular function: chemokine activity; CCR chemokine receptor binding.
ACCUCCACCUCUCACACCAAAGCCCUCAUCUGGCACCACCAUGAAGGUCUCUGCAGUGCUUCUGUGCCUGAUGCUCACAGCAGCCAUCCUCAGCACGCAGGUGCUUGCUCAGCCAGCUUCUGUCCCCACUACCUGCUGYUUUGCCGUGGCAAACAAGAAGUUCUCCAUUCAGCGCCUGGAGAGCUACAGAAAGAUCACCGGCAGCAAGUGUCCCCAGAAAGCCGUGAUCUUCAAGACCAAACAGGACAAGGAGUUCUGCGCUGACCCCAAGCAGAAGUGGGUCAAGGACGCCAUCAAGUACCUGSACCAAAAACUCCAAACUCCGACGCCACAGUAAUCACCAAUUUGGAGACUAAACCAGAGAYUGAGACGAAACUCAGAGACGGAGAAAUGCUGGAUUCAGCUUCCCUUCCUAUGAUGCAUUCUGAAAUAAUCUCAUUAUCAUACGCAA